UUCUAUCUUAGGCCUGUAUCUGUCUGUCUAUAACGUUUGUUAGAUCAGGUGUUGUUAUUUAGUGUUGUUACUUAGUAAUUGAAUAUGCUGGUUAUUUUCAGUUUUGAUAAAGAUGAUUCAACAGUAUGAUCAUUGUUACUUCAUAUGACUUGUGUGUUGCUGUGAACAGAAUAUGAAGAGGAUGGUUGACUUCUUCCCUGGAAGAGUCAGAGUGUCCUUCAGGAAGGGUCCGUCAGGUCAUCUCCGUCAGGACCCCUCUGAUGAGGCCAUGAAAAUAAAAAAACAUCCUGCCCUUCAGGACAAGUCCCCCCCUCAGAAGCACGACCUAGUGAGGACGAAUGCCCUUACUGUGGUUUUUCAGAGGGGAGGGGAUGUGUCCGACAAACUGGAGGUGAUGGGGGAGUACGUUCUCCAGUUUGGAAAAUACAAGGGGAAAUCCUACAGGUGGCUCCUUGAAAAUGAUGUAGGCUACACCGUCUACCUCUUUAACAAGGUAGAAGAGGAGGAGCAGGCAGGGACCUUCUGCGCUCAGGGCCACAGCAAGGACAGCCUGUUGUCGUUCCUCGAAUAUGCCAGGAGCUUCCGGGAAGUUGAGGAUCUCAGGGAGUACCUACUUUCCAGGAAGCCCGUACCACCAGCGGCGUCAGAGGAUGACAACACUGUUGGCUUUGGAACCAGGGCCAGGGAUACCUGGAGGCAGAUCUGGGAGAGCAGAGCAGAUGGUUACGCUGCCUUUAUUUUAGGUCGUAGCUGUGUAAACAACAGCAAAAUGCACCAUCUGCAGACCUAUCUCCAGAAGCAGAAGAAAGCCGAGUCCUGCCGAACACCUCCAGCAGUCUCUGCUGCCUCCACACCACCAUGCAGCAGUCUGGUGAUGGAGCAGGAUGAGGACCUGGAGAGGGAAAUGCUCACUCUGUCCCCAUCUAAGGAUUUCACUGAGCCACGGCCACUAGCAGAAGUCCCAAGGGCCACAGCUGUGCCUCCAGCAACAGCACACAGGACUCAGCCAGAGGCCACAGUCUCCAGAGCUGCUCAGGCCAGUUACUCCCCUAAAGAUGUCACCCCGGUAAAAGCCAAGGUCCCAUUACCAGUGCCGCCCCAGCUGCUUGCCAUUGCUCCACAGCUCGGGAUUAAAGAGUCUCUUCCUGGAGAGUCAUCUUUACAGAACGUGGCUCCUGUUGGAGCACCGGGAGACAUCGUCCAUGACCCAGCUCUGUCCUGUCCAGAACCUCCAGUCCAGCAGCCUGAAGCGCCCGUCCCCUCCUAUGAUCAGGAUGUUGCUAGGUGGAACUGCUCCCAACAGCAGAAAAUAUGGAUGAAGGCUGAGAUGGAAUUACUUGGGCUCUGGCCAGGUUCACGUCCAGUGCGGCACGCCAUGAACAUGCUGUCUCUGUGGCGUCAUCCACCUCAGCCUGAGCUCAUAGAUUCAGUCUAUGAGCUGCCGUCGCCCAAGUACUUUCAGCUGCAUCCAUUUUUCAUCUGGAAGCCGGAGCACCAGAUCAUGGAGAGGCUGAGGAACAACUAUCAGCUGCCUUGUCUCCAUGGUUGUUCCACUCCGCAGGUAGCUUCCUCUGGCGUUGGGCGGCCAAGAGUGAUCAUCGGCGUCAGCGGCCAGUACUACAUCCUAGCUUCGCGGCUCACCUGCAAAGCUUGCAAAAAGUACUGGUACGCUGACAAGCCCCAAUGGCUGGAGAAGCUACCGAAGCGCAUCAGCAACAUCGUGCCAGCUCUCCUCACCUUCAAAAAGGCCAUCUGCAAGUCUGUGAUGGACGAGAUGAGGCGCAGCGGCAGAUCACCAGAGGACAUGGCGAAGCAGCUGACGGAGGCGCUCCACCUGAAGUUUGAGAGAGCUCACCUGGCCUACCUGCACAGCGUCCAGAACAUCAGGGACGCUGAAGCAGGAGUCUACGGUCAGAAGACCAUCUCUGGGCUCCUCAGACAGGCGGACACUCCCGCUCCAUUCGGUGGGUACUCCGACAUCGACGGCUGGAACGGAGUGUCCCUCUCAUCUCACUACCUGGUGGACUGCCUGGUCAGUGAGUAUGAGCGGCAGGAGGAGCUCCUCACUCUGCUGCUUCAGGGGACCUUUGGACAGGCGCUCAGGGCGGAUCACACCCGCAAGGUGGCUAGGAAGGUCGCCCUCUCCACCGGCACAAUGUCUUCCUACGCCAUCAUGAAUGAGAACUGGAUGAUCCUGAGCUGGGUGAUGCUGCAGUCAGAGUGCGACCAGUCACUUCACCCGAUGUAUGAGGGUCUGGCUCGUCGCUACGCUGCAGCUGGAGUGGACAAGGCCCAGUACCAGUGGGUGGACAGGGACUGCUGUGCAGCCUUUAAGGUCCUGGAUCCUGGGGCUCGGGAGCACCUCUCGUGGGACAGCUGGAGGACAACAGAGGCUACAGUGGCAGAGGCAACCUCAGGAAACCUGGCUAAUGUCUGUGCUGCGAGGAGCAAGUUUAACACUGGCAUUACUGUCAAGUUAGACUUGUUUCACUGCAUGCGGCGUUUUACCAGGGAGUGUGUCUCUGAGCACCAUCCUCUGUACAGCUCCUUUUGCCAGUUCCUCUCUGCAGCUUUCAUCGUUGUGGACCAGGAGGAUCUUCAACGGCUGAAGGAGGCGUACACGUUCUGCAGAAUCUCUCCUGCUAACCCCACCAAGCAGCACAUCAGAGAGCACUGCAGGACGAAGGUGCCACAGCCCCGAGAGCUGCUGCAGAGGGUUGAAGACGUCCUUCAACACUUCUUCCUGGCAAAGGAUCCCAACGAUGUGCUCCUCUUUAAAGCCUCCAUGCUGAAAGUGUGGAGGAUUCAGCAGAUCCACAUCCUCAGAGGCUGCCUGAGUGAUCCAGAGGCUGGGGAGGGAAUCCUUUACAGGUAUGGUGGCACUCUGCAGCUCAACUACACCAAGGGCGAGGGAGCUGCUGUACCUGUUUGGAUCCCCGUAAGAGGCACGUCUCAGCAGGAGGGGUUCCACUUUCACCAGGCACAGUGGGUGACAGGCAACCGGGUGUCCAGUGAGCUGUUUCAGGCCCAAGCCAUGACGGGAGUGGCGCGCUGGAACUUCCAGAGGCUGGUGGACCUGAAACUACCCGGUGUGGAGCUCCCUGCUGUGUUCGACCCUCUGUUACUUGCCCAGCUGAACACAGCAUCUUUGCAGGUGACAGGGAGGGCAAAAUACCCAGUCCUCCAUGUGACCUCCAGGGACACAGGGGAGAGGUUUGGGCUGCGCUAUGUGGAGCCAGGCUGCCGUCCUGUUGUUCUGAGCUUUGACAAGGAGCCUCAGAACAUUUUAGCUCCGGUAGCCGUGGAGCCGCAGCAGCAGCAGCAGCAGCAGCAGCAGCAGCAGCAGCAGCAGCAGCAGCAGCAGCAGCAGCAGCAGCAGCAGAGUCCUUCCCAGGAUGAAGUGCAUCCCUCCUCUGCUGCUGAAGCCUCCACAGAGUCUCAGGAAACCAGUAGCACCGUGCAGGAGGAUCCAGUGGGAGCUGUGCCGGUCCUGUCAUCUCAGCUGAGCUCUGGCGCAGUGUCCCACACCCUGCCUUCACCCUCGUCUGCCUCAGUCAAAGCAGAAACACUGGCUUUGAUGGACACAGGCUUGCCGUUGCUACCCGUUUCCUCCUCUCCUCGGGCCACCCGCACUGGUCCCAUCAAGACAGGUGGUCUGGUUCAGGUCCUGGACCACAGCCGGUGGACAGGGCCCAUGAGAGCGGCCAUCGAUGAGCUCCUGAUAAAGCACCACGGGGAAAAAGGCCUGUUGAAGCAGGUGGAUGCAGACUAUGCUGCCAUGGUGCAUAGGGCAUGCACUGACCCCAACAGCCUUCUGCAUCCUACCACCUGCCAGCAUAUCUCGAGAUAUGUAAAGCAUCUGGCCAAACUAAAAAACACCAGCUCCUCUCUCAACACCAGCCCAGAGAAAGUCCUGGAGACUCAGAGGCUGUGGCAGAGUUUGACCUCUGGCAGCCAAACAGUCAGUGUUCCUGUCACAAUCCUUCCUCCAGCUACUCUCAAUCCUCCACCUGUGACUUCCCCCCAGGAGGAGUCAAUGAGCCGGGCUGCAGUGGAGAAGAUAGUGACAGAGAUUCUGGACAAGCAGCAGCAGCAUCAACAACAACAACAACAACAACAACAACAACAACAACAACAACAACAACAACAACAGCAGAAGAAGAAGUUGACCAGGAACUGUUUGGCAUGUGGUCAGCCAAAGUCCAGAUAUCUUGGCGAUGGCUCUUCAGUCCACUUCUUCUAUCAAGGCAGCAAUGUGAAAUAUUUCUAUUGCUCCACAAAGGUCUAUAUGACCUACAGGGAUCAGGGCCUAAACAAUCCCAGAAUGCCUUUUGAGGACUUUGCUGCCUCUCCAUUUUUUCAGCGGGAGUUGGAGGCUGCCAAACAGAGGGGGGCAGAAUGGAAGAAGGUGGCAGAGGAGAGGGCAAAGAGGAAGGCUGCAGUGCAGCUGCCAGUGGGUCGCCUGUGCAGGGCCUGUCACCAGCCAUUAAAGCAGGGUCCAGACAGCCCUCAUGUACAUACAUACUUCCCGGGGGUGCCAGGGAAGUACAUCUACUGCCCCUCCAAAGUUUUCUCCUUGUACAAGGCACAGGGUAUGGUCAAGGAGAUGAACUGGACAGAGUUUCAGCAGUCUGGCUUUUUUGACGCUGAAAAGAACAGAUGGCUCACAGAAAAGCCAAAGUGACUGCCUGAGCCCUAUUGUUGUAAAUAUGUAAAUAUAUAAAUAUGUAAAUAUGUAAAUAUAUAAAUAUGUAAAUACAGAAAAAUAUGUUUAGACAUUCAUUCUGUUUAUAUACUUUGUAUUUAUCUUAAUGUUAUAUUUCACCUGUUUGGGGUUUUAUGAGUGAUUUUGUGUGUUUAAUAAUUCAGAGCUCUGCUGUUCUUUAUUGAUCUUUAUUGUUAUUUUUGUUUAUCUAUAUAGUUGUUGUUGUUAUAGGAUACAAUGUGUGCAUUGAGCUGUGUGAGUUAAACAGAGGCUACAAUAAUUCAAUAGAAGUUUUCUUUCAGUUCAUCAGUGUAGUCUCUAGUUGUCUUGCAUGCUGAGGGGCCUUUAAAUGUUCAGGGUAGUAAUGAUGCAAAACCAAAUUGACCCUUUUUUUCCAAAUCGAAAUGACAGCUGGCCAUCUUGUGUUGUAGUCAGCCGAUGUAAAGGUCUUCAGAGUUGGUAGUGUGGUCCACGACUCACUGAGCACAAUCACCAUCCGAGUCCUUUCCAAGCUCCGUUUCCACACCGUCACCAUGGCAUGUAAAGACAAGAUCAGCAGAGAGAUACAAUGUAUAUCUUUGCCCACAGUGGGUUACCAAAAUCAACACAGCAUGAAAGUUCCUCACAGCGGCUGUGAAGCACUUGUUUAUAUUUAUAAUACAUUGAAAAUGUGUUGUAUUGGUCAGACUUGUCUUUAUUGUGCUAAAAUAAAACUUCUUGAAGGUG
Molecule: messenger RNA, 5431 nt
Organism: Notolabrus celidotus (New Zealand spotty)
Lineage: Eukaryota; Metazoa; Chordata; Actinopteri; Labriformes; Labridae
Exons: 10
Coding region: 173-4684 (1503 amino acids)
Source: RefSeq, a predicted model, not a curated record